AUGAUAAAACGACAAAGUGGAGAGACUAGCUUGACACCACUCUCCCAAAAUAUGGGUAGUGAAUUAUAUGAGAAAAAUUGCUUUGAUGAAGAUGUUAAAGAGAGCAUUCAAGAUAUGAAAGCUGUUUUUGAUCAAAAACAUGGUUAUUUCGAUACGAAUGCUGAACCUUAUAGAGGUUUCCUUACUCUUAUUCGUCAAUCCGCUGUGCAGCACAUACUGCAUUUGUAUGACCAUCCAGGAGAACAUUCUCCAUACGAAUGCGCACUUCAGAAAACCUGUGCUAUGAUGAACGAAAAUGAAAUCUAUGUGGACCAGAUGGCAAAGCAGAAAUAUUUAAGGGAUACUAAUCAGAAGAAGGCUGUUGAAACGCAGUUUGAGAAAGUACGAUCGAAUGUUUCUAAAGUAUUGGGUAACUUGGCGACGGAUAUACCAACAUGGCUCGAGAAACUGGAAAAGAUUACAGGAAACUGA
Molecule: messenger RNA, 471 nt
Organism: Didymodactylos carnosus
Lineage: Eukaryota; Metazoa; Rotifera; Eurotatoria; Philodinida; Philodinidae
Source: the annotation of a GenBank genome assembly